CAUUCAAGAAUAUCUGUAUAGUCAUGAUAGCAGUGAGUCUAACCAAACUUCAUUUUAUCGUCGAUUAUUUCGUGAACUUAUUCUUUAAGUGAUUGUAAUAGUUUUUAGAUCGAAAAACCUUUACAAUACUGUAAUAUACAAAUUAUUACAUAAAAUAACAAAACACUUUUAAACAAUUAUUUUGUAAAAUAAAAAAACAUAUUUUCAGAAAUUCAAGAAUGAAAAUCCAAACUAAAAUAAGUAUUUUUGUGAGUGUUACACUUGUAGUUAUAUGCAAUUUAUUCAAUAUUCAAGAUAAUUUAUUGAAUAAAGAAUCGCUAGAAAAUGCAAUACUGCAAGAAAAUUAUCCUGCUGAAACUCACAAAGUAUUGACAGAAGAUGGAUUUAUAUUAACGAUUCAUCGCAUACCAGGACGAACAGGAUCGAUUCCAGUAUAUUUACAACAUGGACUUUUAUCAAGUUCAGCCGAUUGGUUGAAAAGUGGUAAAGGUAGAUCUCUUGCUUAUAUAUUAUCAGAUAAUGGAUAUGAUGUGUGGAUGGGAAAUGCAAGAGGUAAUGUUUAUUCUCAAGAACAUGUAAAAUUAUCUUCGUCGGAACCUCAGUUUUGGAAUUUCAGCUGGCAUGAAGUUGGAUUUUAUGAUGUAUCUGCUACAAUAUUGUACAUUUCCAAAAUUACUAAUAACACUAUGUUCUACGUGGGUCAUUCGAUGGGUGGAUCAACUUUUGCUGUUAUGGCAACUCAAAGACCACGUAUGGCUGACAAUGUUAGAGCGAUGAUUGGUCUUGUACCAGCAGUUUACGAAAGUCAUACGCGUCACCAUUUACUGAAAGCGAUUGCUGUACAUUGGGAAACGUUGCAGUCGUUUGCGCAUACUUUAGGUAUACAUAAAUUUUUAACCUGGAACAUUUUUACUGACUUAUUUUUCCACCAAUUAAGUAAAGUACCUAUUAUUGGUAGAGCAUAUGCGAGCAACUUGUUAUUCUAUAUAUUUGGAUACAACCCUGAUCAACUCGAUUAUGCUAAACUGCCAGUAUUUAUGGACAAACUACCAGCUGGAACAUCAAUAAGAUUAUUUUGCCAUUGGUUACAGCAAAUGACCGUAAAUGAAUUUCGAAAUUUUGAUUAUGGACGUCAAACGAAUUUGAUGAUUUAUAAUAGUACCGAACCACCAAAAUAUGAUUUAACAAAAAUUAAAGUACCUGUUGCAGUAUUUUUAUCAGAUAAUGAUAUAUUAGUAACUGCCGAAGUGCCAAACAAAAUCGGGUUGUACGAUGUUGGUCACGGAUUUAAUCAUGGAGACUUUAUAUGGGGAAUAAACGCCACUGAACUCGUUUAUAACAUAAUUCUCGAUAUCUUCAAAAAUCAACGAUAGACUAUAUCACCACUCUUCAUAACACAUAUUAAUUCAAGGAUUUGUUGCGCACCUUAUCAAAACCUCUGUCAAAAAUUAUUGAAUAAACCAUUAUAUUACAAAAA
Messenger RNA from Nasonia vitripennis (jewel wasp), 1477 nucleotides. RefSeq names its product lipase 3. Gene Ontology annotation, biological process: lipid metabolic process. The transcript has 9 exons. NCBI's taxonomy places the organism in Eukaryota, Metazoa, Arthropoda, Insecta, Hymenoptera, Pteromalidae. Gene Ontology annotation, molecular function: hydrolase activity, acting on ester bonds. Bases 219 to 1373 code for a protein of 384 amino acids. The record is from RefSeq and is a predicted model, not a curated record.